AUGCGAGGAUAUACUGCAGCGCUUGUGAUCUACAAAUUCGGGCUGCCGAUUGUAAACGAUCAAGAUUGUGACGAGUUUGGGGCUACAUUUCAAGCAUCCGGUGUUGUGUGGCGUAUGUGGGCGAAUGAUCUCACACGGAGCCUGAAUCGAUCUACGUGGGAUACUGUGGUUCUACAGCCGCCACCGGAGUACAUUGCAAAGUUACUACGGCAUCGUCGACUGGAAGUACGCAAGAGCAUCAUCGAGGGAUUUCUGCGCGAUAUAGUGCCACCGUCGCGGCGUGACGUGAUCGACCCGUUGCUUAGUAUCGAGAGCGUUGAGGACACGGAGCACGCCUAG
This is a messenger RNA of Phytophthora infestans T30-4, 339 nucleotides long. RefSeq lists its product as uncharacterized. The transcript has 3 exons. The coding region runs from base 1 to 339 and encodes 112 amino acids. The record is from RefSeq and is a predicted model, not a curated record. Lineage: Eukaryota; Oomycota; Peronosporomycetes; Peronosporales; Peronosporaceae.